UCUUCAAAGGGAACGGAACACAGAAGUGCUUGCUAGAAAUGUUCUCCCCCAGUCUUUGGUUUCUGCUGACCGCCUUGGGGUGCACUCUUGCCUUCAUAGAGAUACCAGAGGAAUACCUCGCUGAAAUAAGGGAAGAUCAGGCAGGUGAGAGCGCUGCUGGUGAGUAUAACUACGAUAAUCAAGGCGAUGACUGGCAGGGCACCUGCGCCACUGGUGAGAAGCAGUCUCCCAUAGAUCUGAUUUUUCAGGAUUCCAAGGUCAGUUCUAUAAGCCGUCUGCGUUUCAACUACUAUAAUCAAUCGCUGCGCACUCCUUUGGUGAUAACGAAUAAUGGACACACAGCAAACAUGGUCUUACCCGUUACUCGCGAUGGCCAUCGUCCCUAUAUAAAUGGGGCUUUGCUGCCCGGGGACUUUGAGGUCCAGAGUGUCCACUUCCACUGGGGAUCGCGGGAUAGCAAGGGAUCGGAGCAUGCCAUUAACUUUGAGCGCUACGAUGUGGAGAUGCACAUCGUCCACAAGAACACACGCUACGAGACUAUGGCCGAGGCCACCCAGCAUUGGGAUGGUCUGGCCGUUUUGGGUGUGAUGUUCAAGUCGGUUAAUCGCCUGACUACCCAGCAUUAUGGUCUCAAUAAGAUCUUCAAUCAGCUGCCGCGGAUUGUGGAGUAUCAGUCGAAUGCCACGAUUACGGGCCAACUGAAUGUGGGACAGCUUUUGGGCAAUAUAGUGACAGGGCAGUUCUACACGUACAAUGGAUCUCUAACCACGCCGGACUGUGCGGAGGCUGUGACUUGGACUGUCUUCGACGAUAUUCUUGAAUUUCCACAUCGUCAGAUCGCAAAGCUCUGGAACCUGAGGGACUCGCGGAGAAAGCCAUUGAUAAAUAACUAUCGCAGCUUGCAGGACACCAAUCCGGGAAUUAGAGAUGUAUAUUAUCGUGUUAUACAAGAUAGCAUUUAAAGAAAUAUCUAUUUUCUAUCACUUUUUGAAUCUAAAUGAAGUUGGAAAUUGGAAAUAUUUUUUCCUUAUUCUAACUCAAGGAAGUUUAUGAUAUUAUUUCAACGCAAAACAUCUUUACAAUAAAAACGAGCUAAUUAUUGAUAA
Drosophila kikkawai is the source of this 1106-nucleotide messenger RNA. It is a transcript of the gene CAH5, whose product is annotated as Carbonic anhydrase 5. Gene Ontology annotation, biological process: one-carbon metabolic process. The record is from RefSeq and is a predicted model, not a curated record. Gene Ontology annotation, cellular component: plasma membrane. Gene Ontology annotation, molecular function: zinc ion binding; carbonate dehydratase activity. Lineage: Eukaryota; Metazoa; Arthropoda; Insecta; Diptera; Drosophilidae.